This is a messenger RNA of Cydia amplana, 1542 nucleotides long. It is a transcript of the gene Orco, whose product is annotated as odorant receptor coreceptor. The record is from RefSeq and is a predicted model, not a curated record. Bases 31 to 1452 code for a protein of 473 amino acids. Gene Ontology annotation, biological process: detection of chemical stimulus involved in sensory perception of smell; sensory perception of smell. Lineage: Eukaryota; Metazoa; Arthropoda; Insecta; Lepidoptera; Tortricidae. Gene Ontology annotation, cellular component: plasma membrane. The transcript is spliced from 10 exons. Gene Ontology annotation, molecular function: odorant binding; olfactory receptor activity.
GAAGAUUAAUCCUAUUUUUCUCAAUUUUAGAUGAUGGGUAAAGUGAAAUCUCAGGGCCUUGUGUCCGACUUGAUGCCAAACAUCAAGCUGAUGCAAAUGGCCGGACAUUUCCUAUUUAAUUACACCGACGAAACCGGUGGCAUGUCAUUGUUGCUGCGUAAAGUAUACGCCUCAAUGCACGCCUUCCUCAUCGUACUCAACUUCAUCUGCAUGGGCAUCAACAUGGCACAGUACUCGGACGAAGUCAACGAACUCACCGCCAAUACCAUCACUGUCUUGUUCUUCGCGCACACUGUUAUCAAGCUGGCCUUCUUUGCGAUCAACUCUAAGAGCUUUUAUAGGACCCUGGCAGUAUGGAACCAGUCGAACAGCCACCCUCUGUUCACGGAGUCGGACGCCAGGUACCACCAGCUCUCGCUGGACAAGAGCCGCCGGCUGCUUUACUUCAUCUGCGGUACCACCUGUCUGUCAGUUGUCAGCUGGGUGACCCUCACGUUUUUCGGCGAGUCUGUCCGCCUGAUCGCCGACAAGGAGAGCAACGAUACCCUGACCGAGCCAGCUCCCAGGCUCCCGCUUAAGGCCUGGUACCCCUUCAAUGCGAUGAGUGGAAGCAUGUACAUCAUGGCCUUCGUAUAUCAGAUCUACUGGCUUUUGUUCUCAAUGUUGAUCGCCAAUCUCAUGGACGUGAUGUUCUGUUCCUGGCUGAUCUUCGCCUGCGAGCAGCUGCAGCAUCUGAAAGCCAUCAUGAAGCCCCUCAUGGAGCUCAGCGCUGCUCUGGACACCUACAGGCCUAACACUGCUGAGUUGUUCAGGGCAUCUUCUACUGAAAAGUCAGAAAAGGUGCCAGAGCCCACAGACAUGGAUAUCCGCGGUAUAUAUUCCACGCAGCAGGAUUUCGGCAUGAUGCUGCGUGGCGCAGGGGGUCGCCUGCAGAACUUUAACUCGCCAAAUCCCAACCCGAACGGGUUGACUCAGAAACAGGAGAUGUUGGCUAGAUCCGCUAUCAAGUACUGGGUGGAGCGACAUAAGCACGUCGUGAGGCUGGUGGCGUCCAUAGGAGAUACUUAUGGUACUGCUCUACUGUUUCACAUGUUGGUGUCAACCAUUACGCUUACACUUCUGGCUUAUCAAGCGACAAAGAUCGAUGGUCUCAACGUGUACGCGUUCAGCACAGUCGGUUACCUCAGCUACACCCUUGGCCAGGUGUUUCAUUUCUGCAUCUUCGGAAACAGGCUUAUUGAGGAGAGCUCUUCGGUGAUGGAAGCAGCAUACUCUUGCCAAUGGUACGACGGUUCCGAAGAAGCCAAGACCUUUGUUCAGAUUGUGUGCCAGCAGUGUCAGAAGGCUAUGAGCAUCUCCGGCGCCAAGUUCUUCACGGUUUCACUGGAUCUGUUCGCUUCUGUACUCGGCGCUGUUGUAACCUACUUCAUGGUGUUAGUGCAACUGAAGUAAAAGCCAUCGAAUUCAUCAAAGUCAACUUACAAGCUUAUACCUUUGACUGUGCUGAACGAAAUGUAUUUGUACUUUUGAGGUUCUUGACAA